GCUGACGCCUUCUUCCGGCAGCCUUAGUUUCUUCCAACCCGUACAGCUCCCUGUUCCGCGAGCAUACGUCAUCGUUCUCGCUUUCCGGUAGCUAAGGCGAUCAGCGGGACUUCCCACUGAGACGGGCGGAUGUUAUGUUGUAUCAGGGCGAACCUCUGAGGAGCGCUAGCUGCGCUUAGGCCACGGUGCGGCAGGCGCCGGGGUUUUCUGAAACAGAAACGUUUAGGGGUGUGGAAACGUGUUCCGAGGAACUGUGGUUUUGAAGUGCGAUACACACUUGUCUUGCCCUGUUCCAAGAUGGUGGCAGGGCUUCUCUGAGUCUCUCUCUUCCGCCAGUCCGUUGGAGAAGCGCUCUUUGAUUGGCCAGUGGAUAGCGUCGUGGCAUGACGCGCUGGGGCGCUGGCCAAUCGGUUGAGAGCUGAGCUGGACUUGGCGGUGGGAGCCGGGGCCUGGCUGUUGCAGCUGUGGGUGAGGACGGCUCUAGCUAGGUGAGCGGUUCCGGCCAGUUCCCUUUUAGACUAUGGCGACAUACCUGGAGUUCAUCCAGCAGAAUGAAGAACGGGAUGGUGUGCGUUUUAGCUGGAAUGUGUGGCCUUCCAGCCGGCUGGAGGCUACAAGAAUGGUUGUACCCCUGGCUUGUCUCCUUACUCCUUUGAAAGAACGUCCAGACCUACCUCCUGUACAAUAUGAACCUGUGCUUUGCAGCAGGCCAACUUGUAAAGCUGUUCUCAACCCACUUUGUCAGGUUGAUUAUCGAGCAAAACUUUGGGCCUGUAAUUUCUGUUUUCAAAGAAAUCAGUUUCCUCCGGCUUAUGGAGGCAUAUCUGAGGUGAAUCAGCCUGCUGAAUUGAUGCCUCAAUUUUCUACAAUUGAGUACAUGAUACAGCGAGGUGCUCAGUCCCCUCUGAUCUUUCUCUAUGUGGUUGACACAUGCCUGGAGGAAGAUGACCUUCAAGCACUCAAAGAGUCCCUGCAGAUGUCCCUGAGUCUUCUUCCUCCAGAUGCUCUGGUGGGUCUGAUCACAUUUGGCAGGAUGGUGCAGGUUCAUGAACUAAGCUGCGAAGGAAUCUCCAAAAGUUAUGUCUUCCGAGGGACCAAGGAUUUAACUGCAAAGCAAAUACAGGAUAUGUUGGGCCUGACCAAGCCAGCCAUGCCCAUGCAGCAAGCACGACCUGUGCAACCACAGGAGCACCCUUUUGCUUCAACCAGAUUUCUGCAGCCUGUUCACAAGAUUGAUAUGAACCUCACUGAUCUUCUUGGGGAGCUACAGAGGGACCCAUGGCCAGUAACUCAGGGGAAGAGACCUUUGCGAUCCACUGGCGUUGCUUUGUCCAUUGCUGUUGGCUUGCUGGAGGGCACUUUUCCAAACACGGGAGCCAGGAUCAUGCUGUUUACUGGAGGUCCCCCUACCCAAGGGCCUGGCAUGGUGGUUGGAGAUGAAUUAAAGAUUCCUAUUCGUUCUUGGCAUGAUAUUGAGAAAGAUAAUGCACGAUUCAUGAAAAAGGCAACGAAGCACUAUGAGAUGCUUGCUAAUCGAACAGCUGCAAAUGGUCACUGCAUUGAUAUUUAUGCUUGUGCCCUUGAUCAAACUGGACUUUUGGAGAUGAAAUGUUGUGCAAAUCUUACUGGAGGCUACAUGGUAAUGGGAGAUUCUUUCAACACUUCUCUCUUCAAGCAGACAUUCCAAAGAAUCUUUACUAAAGAUUUUAAUGGAGAUUUCCGAAUGGCAUUUGGUGCUACUUUGGACGUAAAGACCUCUCGGGAACUGAAGAUUGCAGGAGCCAUUGGUCCAUGCGUAUCUCUGAAUGUGAAAGGACCGUGUGUGUCAGAAAAUGAACUUGGUGUUGGUGGCACGAGUCAGUGGAAAAUCUGUGGCCUAGAUCCUACAUCUACACUUGGCAUCUAUUUUGAAGUUGUCAAUCAGCACAACGCCCCGAUCCCCCAAGGAGGCAGAGGAGCGAUCCAAUUUGUCACGCAUUAUCAGCACUCCAGCACCCAGAGACGCAUCCGCGUGACCACCAUCGCCCGAAAUUGGGCAGAUGUACAGAGUCAGCUCAGGCACAUAGAAGCAGCAUUUGACCAGGAGGCUGCAGCAGUCUUGAUGGCACGGCUUGGGGUGUUCCGAGCGGAGUCAGAGGAGGGACCUGAUGUGCUCCGGUGGCUGGACCGACAACUCAUCCGACUGUGUCAAAAGUUUGGACAGUAUAACAAAGAAGACCCCACUUCUUUUAGGUUAUCAGAUUCCUUUUCUCUGUAUCCUCAGUUCAUGUUCCAUCUGAGAAGAUCUCCAUUUCUUCAAGUGUUUAACAAUAGUCCUGAUGAGUCGUCAUAUUACAGACAUCAUUUUGCCCGGCAGGACCUGACCCAGUCCCUCAUCAUGAUCCAGCCCAUUCUCUACUCUUAUUCCUUUCAUGGGCCACCAGAGCCAGUACUCUUGGAUAGCAGCAGCAUUCUAGCUGACAGAAUUUUGCUGAUGGAUACUUUCUUUCAAAUUGUCAUUUAUCUUGGUGAGACCAUAGCCCAAUGGCGUAAAGCUGGCUACCAGGACAUGCCCGAGUACGAAAACUUCAAGCACCUUCUGCAGGCACCACUGGAUGAUGCUCAAGAAAUUCUGCAAGCACGCUUCCCGAUGCCACGUUACAUUAACACGGAGCAUGGAGGCAGUCAGGCUCGAUUCCUUUUGUCCAAAGUGAACCCAUCUCAGACACACAAUAACCUCUAUGCUUGGGGCCAGGAAACUGGAGCACCCAUCCUAACUGAUGAUGUUAGCCUGCAGGUGUUCAUGGACCAUUUGAAGAAGCUGGCUGUCUCCAGUGCCUGCUAAGCUGAGGAUGCAACCAGGAAAUUGAAGAGAACGGUGUCAGAUCGUGUUCAAAAUGUCUAGAAAGGCUUAAUAACAUUCCUGUUACUUUUCUAGCAGAUUUUAACAAAUAAUCAAGGAAAUUUUGUAUGUAACUCUUUAGAUUAUAAUUUAUUUGUAUUCCUGUCUUUGUCCUUUUUCUUGCACUAUAAAAUUAUAAGAUCAUAAAUGUUUUGGUACUUGUAGAUGUUUAUGUGCUUUUUGUAUCCUAACUUUUAGAAUCUAAAUAAAAUCAGAGGUAGUGUAUUUUGGCAACUUGUUUAGGUGAGAAUCUUAAUGAUCAUAAAGGAAAUAAAUCUAGAUGCAGAAAGUACUGGCUAAAAUAUUGCUAAUACAAAUGUGAUUUCCUGA
Macaca mulatta (Rhesus monkey) is the source of this 3211-nucleotide messenger RNA. RefSeq names its product SEC23 homolog B, COPII coat complex component (gene SEC23B). Gene Ontology annotation, cellular component: endoplasmic reticulum exit site; COPII vesicle coat. Gene Ontology annotation, biological process: intracellular protein transport; COPII-coated vesicle cargo loading; COPII-coated vesicle budding. The record is from RefSeq and is a predicted model, not a curated record. Lineage: Eukaryota; Metazoa; Chordata; Mammalia; Primates; Cercopithecidae. Gene Ontology annotation, molecular function: zinc ion binding; GTPase activator activity.